Neogale vison (American mink) is the source of this 2290-nucleotide messenger RNA. It is a transcript of the gene CIMAP1D, whose product is annotated as outer dense fiber of sperm tails 3 like 2. Bases 514 to 1734 code for a protein of 406 amino acids. Gene Ontology annotation, cellular component: cytoskeleton; cytoplasmic microtubule. The transcript is spliced from 5 exons. NCBI's taxonomy places the organism in Eukaryota, Metazoa, Chordata, Mammalia, Carnivora, Mustelidae. The record is from RefSeq and is a predicted model, not a curated record.
CGGGGGCUCGGGGUGCGGGUCACUCGGUUUGCAGGUGUUUACUGCCUGCCGGGUGCCAGCGGGGCAGCAGAGGGCACGGUGGGCAGAGCCCCGCGCCCCGGAGCUUCCGUCCUGACGCGGGCGGGAGGGCACCGAGCGCGGGGAGCAGGCGGGCCCCGGCUUCCGCGGCCCUCCCGGUCGCGGCUGACUCCGGGCCGACCCCAGCCGUCCGCUCCGAGCUCCGGGAGAGCAGCCGUCCGCUCUCGGGAGCUCCGGGUCCCCUGUUCGCUGCCCAGACAGAACCUCGUACUCAGCAGGAGCUCAGUGAAUGCAAACUGGAUGAAGGAAAGAAGGAGGGGAGGAAGGCAGGCGGGCAGGUAGGCCGCUCCUUGGCCUGAAGUCGCAGCUCCCGUACAGGGCGAUCUCACCGUCUGACCUCGCGCUCCGCCUCAGCUUCCCUAGCUGCAGAAAUGGGGCCGCACUUCCCAAGACCUCCUCAGCCCCUGCUGCUACAAGGCUGCCGAUGUUCCGUUUAUGGCUUUGGCUCCCUGGAGCCUUCUCUGGCCCCAGCUGCCCAGGUUGGUGGCUCCCUGGGGACCCGCUCUGCUGACAUCGGACUCUUUCCUGGACCAUCCAGCCACCAGGCCGACACUCGAUCCUGGCCGCACUUCCCGGCCAGCGUCCGCUGACCAGCCCACUAGGGCCAGGGCCCCAAGACUCUCUGCUCACAGACAAGGGACUGUCUGUGCAGUCCCUGGGGGGCGGGGGCGGAGGCCAGGGCUCGGCCAACACCAGCACAAGCCACCAGGCCCGAGGACAGUGCCGGGAGCUGCGGCCGGGAGCUGUGGCUGUGGCCAAGACGGCAGCCUGCGUGGCCCCUGCCUGGCCCCUGUGCCCCUUGCAGCCCCUCACCUGCUCGCCAUGGGGACCCUCGGCUGUGACCCCGAUCCACGGCUCGCCACAGCACCCCAGGGCUGGCGGGCCGCCGAGUGCCCGAUUCUGGACGUCGGCUUGAGGAAGUCCUGCGGGACGGCCACCACGGAGAACGGCUCGGGGCCAGGCUUGUACAUCCUGCCGCCCACUGUGGGCUACAUCAACCACGACUGCACCAGGGCGCUGAGCCCAGCCUACUCCCUCUUCUGGAGGCCCAGCCCCGCAUCUCCACAGGACACCAGCCCUGGGCCUGUCUACUUCCUGGACCCAAAAGUGACCCGGUUUGGCCGAAGCUGCACCCCUGCCUACUCCAUGCAGGGCCGAGGCAAGUCGCGGGGGCGGGAGGUGACACCAGGCCCCGGGGCCUACAGCCCAGAGAAGGCGGCCCCUGUGCGUCAGCGGACCCCCCCGGCUUUCACUCUGGGCUCCCGCCUGCGCCCACAGCUCCAGGACACCUCAGCCCCUGCCCCCAACACCUACACCCUGCCCUCCCUCUGGGGCUCCCAGAUAUUCACCAAGCCCCGCAGCCCCAGCUACACAGUGGCAGGCCGCACGCCCCCCAUCCGCCCCCCUCAGGACCCUGCUGAGAUCCCAGGCCCCGGCCAGUAUGACAGCCCAGACCCCAACACCUACCGUCAGCGCCGGCCCGCCUUCACCAUGCUGGGCCGGCCUCGUGCCCCCCGCCCCCCGGAAGAGACCCCUGGGCCUGGAACCCACAGACCUGAGCAGGUCACCAUGACCAAAGCCAGAGCCCCAGCAUUCACCAUGGGCAUCCGCCACUCCAAACAGGUGGCCACCAUGGCUAUGGACACCACGCCCUGACACCUUUGGGGUCAGGACUCCUAGCUGCCCCUGAACCAAGCCUCAGUUUACCUGCCUUGUCAAGUGGGGGUGUGGGAAGGCCCCUCCUGGGCCUCGCUUGGAGAAGGGGGGCUUGGAGAAGUGGCAAGCAGGCGCCUCUUUCCUCCCUUUUAUCUGAACUUUGAGGUCCUUCUAGGCCACCUGCUUCCUUUGGUCUCUGGAGGCUGUGACCCUGUGGCCCUGUGCAGGGUGAGCUUCCUUCCAGUGCCCCAGUUUCUUCCUCCUGGUCAUGCCAGGCCGAGUCAGGCCAGGCAGAGAAAGGGACAACCCCAGCCCUCCCGAGAGGCUGGCUGGAGAUGAGCUUCCUGUGUCCUAGAACUCAGCAUCUGCCCUGCUAGGGCCUGGGUCCCCGAGACAGCUCAGGUUUCGGCUAAACUCGGGCUCUCCCCUGCUUCCCACAGAAGCACAGCUGCCUGCGCUGGUUCCAGCCCCCAAAUCGGGCAGGAAGCAGCCUGAUUCCCCUCUCUAGUUGCCUGCCAAUAAAUCUGUCUGUGGCACGAGCGCUGCCAGCAUCACA